Fukomys damarensis (Damara mole-rat) is the source of this 3619-nucleotide messenger RNA. RefSeq names its product synaptotagmin 9 (gene Syt9). Gene Ontology annotation, molecular function: phosphatidylserine binding; clathrin binding; calcium-dependent phospholipid binding. The transcript is spliced from 7 exons. Gene Ontology annotation, cellular component: membrane; dense core granule. The coding region runs from base 1 to 1506 and encodes 501 amino acids. Gene Ontology annotation, biological process: cellular response to calcium ion; regulation of calcium ion-dependent exocytosis; regulation of dopamine secretion. The record is from RefSeq and is a predicted model, not a curated record. Lineage: Eukaryota; Metazoa; Chordata; Mammalia; Rodentia; Bathyergidae.
AUGGCCUCCAUGUUACGUUAUAUUCCCUCUGGUUUUGCUCACUGGUUUUCUGGUUAUGUCUGGAUUCUCACUGUCACUGUCCCAGAAUCAGAUGAUCCAGGAAUAUCUCCCAGCCUGGCCUCCUGCAGCCAGCUCCUUAGGGAUGAACAGAUGCGAGGGUCAUUCUGCCCGCAUCAUAUCUCAGUGAGCCUGCUGACCCUCGUGGUCACUGCCUGUGGUCUUGCCCUCUUUGGUGUGUCUCUCUUCGUGUCUUGGAAACUCUGCUGGGUUCCAUGGCGAGAACGAGGCCUGUUCUCUGGUAGCAAAGACAACAACCAGGAGCCUCUUAACUACAUGGACACAGAGACCAAUGAGCAAGAGAACAGUGAGGACUUCAUGGACACACCCACACCCUGCCCUGACUCCUCCAUGAAGAUAAGCCACACCUCCCCAGACAUUCCCUUCUCCACCCAGCCGGGGGUCCAGGAGAACUGUGCACAUGGGGUCCGCAUGCAGCGCCAAGUCACAGAGCCAACCUCAUCGGCUCGGCAUAAUUCAAUCCGAAGACAACUCAACCUGUCAAACCCAGACUUCAAUAUCCAGCAGCUUCAAAAACAGGAACAGUUGACCGGAAUUGGUAGAAUUAAACCAGAAUUAUAUAAACAAAGGUCAUUGGAUAAUGAUGACGGGAGAAGGAGUAACAGCAAAGCUUGUGGGAAACUGAACUUCAUUUUGAAAUAUGACUGCGACUUAGAGCAGCUCAUAGUGAAGAUUCACAAAGCUGUCAAUUUGCCUGCCAAGGACUUUUCUGGGACUUCAGAUCCUUACGUGAAAAUCUACUUGCUUCCUGAUCGGAAAACAAAACACCAGACUAAAGUCCACAGAAAGACCCUAAACCCUGUGUUUGAUGAAGUGUUUUUAUUUCCAGUUCCCUACAGUGAUCUUGAGGCUCGGAAACUUCACUUCUCCGUGUAUGACUUUGAUAGAUUCUCUCGCCACGACUUAAUCGGCCAGGUGGUAGUGGAUCACUUCUUAGACUUGGCUGAUUUCCCCAGGGAGUGCAUCCUUUGGAAGGAUAUCGAAUAUGUCACCAAUGACAACGUAGAUCUUGGAGAGCUCAUGUUUUCCCUCUGCUAUCUUCCCACGGCUGGCAGGCUGACCAUUACCAUCAUAAAAGCGAGGAAUUUAAAGGCAAUGGACAUAACAGGAGCAUCAGAUCCCUAUGUGAAAGUCUCACUGAUGUGUGAUGGCAGACGACUGAAGAAGAGGAAAACAUCCACCAAGAGGAACACGCUGAAUCCUGUUUACAAUGAAGCCAUAGUCUUUGAUGUCCCUCCUGAGAACAUUGACCAAAUCCACUUGUCCAUAGCAGUCAUGGACUAUGACCGUGUAGGUCACAAUGAGAUCAUCGGUGUGUGUCAAGUAGGCAACGAGGCUGAGAGGCUGGGCAGAGACCACUGGAGUGAAAUGCUGUCAUAUCCUCGGAAGCCCAUCGCACACUGGCAUUCCUUGGUGGAGAAACGAUGACUGUGGAUAAGAGGACAGCUUGUUCUAAGAACACAGUAGGACGACCAUCCAACAAUGAUCUUCAGUAACUUUUUCCAUCCAGCAACACUCGGACAACUCCAGUGACCAAAUGCUCAGCUGUAAUCACAGCAAUACCUGGCCCUCUUUCCCAAUUGGGUUUGGUGAACCUGAAUGGUCCAGCCACCUUCUUUGGAUGGCCCAAGGUGAAGUGUGUAGGGGAAGCUCAUCUCUCCUUGCCAAGAACCAAUAUUGGACGAUGGAAGAAAGCAAGUGACACAGUGAGAAUCCCAGGAGAAGCAAGAUUCUUAGUGAUUAUUAUAAGGUCCUUGGUAAUGGGGACAUAGAACCUGCCCUGGCAAUGGUCAUUCUGACGUGAAAUUAUUUGCUUGAAUGCCCUGGAAGGAUAGAAUAUUGAAAAAAUAUAUCCAGGUGCUAAAUAGGCAGCAGAUCUUAAUUCAAGUUCCGCUACCUUUGAGGUAAUGGCUGUCUUCAGAGAAUAGCUUCGCCCCAUGAAGUACUCCAGUUUUACAAAGAAUAGCCUCAAGAGAAUAAUUGGACAAGCAGGCCAAUCCCCUGGAGAAACUCCAGUGCAAGGAGGGUUAGUUCACAGCAAAGUCACUGCCCACUUCCACGCACAUGGCAAAGUACCAGUUGACCAUGGCUCUUAUUUUCUGCCAAAACCAGAUUCUGAAUUCUGAGGUUCUCAAACAUUAUUUUCUAGGUAGACAGUAGCCACUUCUUCUCAACUGGUGUUAUUAGAAUGAAAUUUAGUGUCCGUCCUCACGAGAGAAGCGUAGCAUGGUAUGAUAUGAGAUCACAGAGGUGACACAGGGUCCUCUGAACAGAAGGCACAGUUUGGGGGCUUAACUGGCCUGAGUGCCUUUUCAGAUAUUUCCAUAUGCAGUAGCCCAGAGUCUAGGCUCAGGCAGCCACAUAUGGAGGUUUUAUUCUCAAUGCAGACACAUAUCACUUUCUCGUAGCACUUGGGGACUGGAAAUACCUACAAGAGUGAAGGUCAAGGGCUCUCCCUGGGUGGCUCGUUCAUUAUUCACUUCCCGCCGACCAAUUUACUGCCAUGUAUGCACGUUGUCUUCAUUGCUUCUGCCUCCACAGAAAUGAAACCAAAGGCCUCAGCAUAUCCCAGGGGGGCCGGGAGCUGUUUCCUGGUGGUCCUCUCUCUGUCCCAUUAUGGUACAAGACAUCCUCUCCACACAUUUGCAUAUCUACUCCAAGAUAACAUUUCCUUUUUCAUGCAGUUUCUUUGCAGCAGAAUCCAAAGUUGGAUUGUGGUUUACCUUCCUACAAAACUCAUUAUAUUCAUUUGAGUUAACAUUUUAAUGUGAGACUGAGUGGAAACAGGAACCUUGGAUGUUGUCAGAAAGUUGUUGCUGCCACAUCUGCCUAGUACAAGAAACCCUACCCUGAUGUCAGAUCUAAAAAGGGUGGAGGCCUUUAGUUGGGUGAGGCAGUAUUAUUACACUCCCUAGCCUGCCUAAUCAUUUCCAGCUCUUACUGGCUUUUAACCACAGGGAUUCAAAAGGAAUCCAAGUUGUGCCUGUGUUUGGUGACAUGAGAAAAAAGAUACACUUUCUUUACCAAGAUUUCCCUCUGCCUAUCCCUCCACUAUACCAGUGUUUAGAACCAAAGCAUGAAGGGUUAGUGCCAGCAAGAUAAUAAACAGAAAGAUUGUCCCUAGAUCCAGGCAGAUGAGCCCAGAAGAAUGGCCCCAAAGAAACCAGACUGGCUCCAGUAGAUAGUGGCAGGCAACCAUCCCAUUAAACACUGACAUGACCUUUGGAAUGGAAGCCAGGGUUGAAGACCCUGAGGCAGCUGUGCCUGUUGUUCCCAUCUCAGGAUCUUCCUGCCCAGAGAUGGCAUCCUUGGGGUACUAAAGAGUAUGCUACUGGCUUGUUGAGAUGAAACAAGGUGGCUUUGUGGAGACAGUCAGCACACGGCAGGCAAGUAGCUUUGUGUCUGGAAAGCUUCGCCUGGCCUGUAUAGGUGUGGCCAGAAGCUGGUUAUAAAUUUGAACACCUUCAGCCCAUUUGUACCUCUGCCUCUGUUCUCUUGCAUUCUGUUUGGUUGCCCUUUAGUUUCCUAGUAAAUGUUCCUU